AUGAAAUAUAAACUCCUAUUGGUAAUAGCAUUAGGCGUUUUUUCCUUUUUAUCCAUUUCCAAUUGUUAUAUUAUAAAAUACAUUAACGUGAAAGGUGAAAAUAGUUUUUUAUUUCAUAAAGAGAAAAAAAAAAAAAAAAUUUAUGUAAAAAAUGGUUGGCAUAAUAGCUCGAAAAAUGACUGUAGAAAAGAGAAAAAACCAUCUCAAAUUUUGAACUCAUUUAUAUCAAAUCAAAAUUCAGAUGAUGAAACAGAAAAAAGUAAGGAAAUAAAAAACAAUAUUUUUAAUAUUAAUCCUAAUUAUAAUGAAUAUGAUAGAAAUACGGAUGAAGAAAAUGAGGAAAGUAAAUUAUCAUCAAUAUCAGAAUUGAAAAAAAAUAGUCAAACGAUUAUAAAUGAAAAAGAAGAUGAUACUGAAACUUGUAAAAAAAAUGAUAUAAAACAAUGGAAAGACGAUUACAAAAUAAAUGAUUCUAUAUCAAAUGAAUCUGAUAAUAAUUAUCUAAACAAAAUAAAUGAAAAUAAAAAUAUUCAUGUAAAUAAUCACUUCUCAUGCAAUAAAACAUCACAUGAUGCAACUGAAGAUGGAAUAACCAAAUCAGAAAAUUCUUAUGGAAUAAAAUGUAAAAAUAAUAUAGAAAAAUAUGAUAAAGAUAAUAGCAUUGAAUAUAUAUCUGGUACGGAUUUGGUUAAAAAAUACGAUAUAGAUGAUCAAGGGCAAGAACAUAUAAAUUCUGAAUCUGAAAAAAAAGAAAUGGGAAAAAAUAAAAAAUAUAAUGAUUUAAAGAUCAUUAGAAAUUUGCCAUUAGUAUCAAUUAUAGGACGACCCAAUGUAGGGAAGUCUACAAUAUUUAAUAGAUUGACACGUAAAUUUCAAGAGGGUAGUAUAGUUUUAGAUAAACCAAGCACAAGAGAUAAAUUUUAUGGAAAAUCAGAAUGGGAUGGAUAUAGAUUUGAGGUUGUUGAUACGGGGGGAUUAAUAUUUGAAGAUGAAAAUUUUUCUAAAGAAAUCAGAGAUCAAAUUUUAUUAGCUCUUGAAGAGUCAUCUGUUGUUCUAUUCGUUGUUGAUGGUAUAAAUGGUGUGCAUCCUAUUGAUCUUGAAAUAUGCCGAUUUCUCAGAAAAUUUAUUAAAAAAAAAUACAAUAAAAUAAUUUCGAAACAAUCUAAAAAUGGUGAAUAUGAUAAUGAAUCAAAAAGAGAGCUCCUAAAAUGUGCCCAGAAAAAAACAUAUUGCAAUAACAUUGACAGUAAUAAUGAAAAUGUAGUUGAUAAUACAUUCCAAAACUGCCUAUCCGAUUCAAGUAGUGAAACAGAUUGUAGUAAAUCGAGUGUAAACACAGAAUUGAAUAUAUCCCAAAACGAAGAAUAUAUUUCGAAUGAUAUAAAUAAAACUGAAGAGGAAAAUCCAAAGCAAAAUGAAAUUUUAAAAGUUAUUGUAUGUGUUAACAAAUGUGAAUCUUAUAAAGAUGGAUAUAUUAAAGCACAAAACUUUUGGGAGUUAGGAUUUGAAACCCCAUUCCCAUGCAGUGGUAUACAUGGAAAUGGGUUAUCUGAAAUAUUAGAUGAAUGUAUAAAAUAUAUAAAAAAAGUAAAAAUAAAUGAAUUAGAAGAAGAAGAAGAUGAAAAAAAUACAAUUAACAUUAGCUUUAUCGGGAAACCCAAUACUGGUAAAUCUAGCAUAUUAAAUAAAAUAUUAAAUUGUAAUCGUUUUAUAGUUUCUCCAAUUGCUGGAACAACUAUAGAUUCAAUUGAUGUUUUAGUUAAAGGGAAAAAUGAUAAAAGAAUGUAUAGACUUAUUGAUACAGCUGGUAUACAAAAAAGAAAAAAAAAUGUCCCAUUUAAUGAAAAAACGAAAUUUGAAUAUUUACUAUUUAAUAGAACUGAAAAGGCUAUAAAAAGAAGUGAUGUGUGUGUAUUAGUUAUUGACUCUUUUAAUGGAAUUAGUAGUCAUGAUAUAAAUAUAGCAAGAAAAAUAUUGGAAGAAAAUAAAAGUUGUAUAAUUUGUUGUAAUAAAUGGGAUUUAAUAUAUAAUAAAAAUGAUAUAUUUAAUGAUACAAAAAAUUAUGUACUUAAUCUUUUAAAGCCUAUAGAUUUUUCUGAUGUUUUAUUUAUAUCAGCCAAAACAUCACAAAGAUUAUCAAAUAUAUUUCAACAUGCAGAAGAAGCUUAUAAAAAUUACACACGACGAUUAAAUACUAAUACUUUAAAUCAAAUUAUAAAAGAAGCACUUUUGCUUCGACCCCCUGUCCCUAUAAAAGGGAAAACAUUAAAUAUAUAUUAUGCUAUUCAAGCACAUAUUAAACCACCUGGAUUUGUUUUUUUUUGUAAUUCUGAAAAAUCCACAUAUUUAAAUUAUACUAAAUAUUUGGAAAGUAGAAUAAGAGAAGCAUUUAAUAUACGUGCAACCCCAAUCAAAAUUUAUUAUAAACAAAAGAAAAAAAGACGCCUUAUGAAAAAAUUCAAAGAUCCAGAUAAAUAUAACCUUGAUAUUCAAGAUAUUCAAAAAAAAUUUCUAGAAACCCAAGCUCAAAAGAAUGCCAUCAAUGAUUCCAAAAAGGUGUAA
This is a messenger RNA of Plasmodium yoelii, 2562 nucleotides long. RefSeq lists its product as uncharacterized. Gene Ontology annotation, molecular function: GTP binding. The coding region runs from base 1 to 2562 and encodes 853 amino acids. Lineage: Eukaryota; Apicomplexa; Aconoidasida; Haemosporida; Plasmodiidae. The record is from RefSeq and is a predicted model, not a curated record. The transcript has a single exon.